Messenger RNA from Penicillium chermesinum, 1875 nucleotides. RefSeq lists its product as uncharacterized. Gene Ontology annotation, cellular component: membrane. Gene Ontology annotation, biological process: oligopeptide transport; transmembrane transport. The record is from RefSeq and is a predicted model, not a curated record. The coding region runs from base 1 to 1875 and encodes 624 amino acids. The transcript has 6 exons. NCBI's taxonomy places the organism in Eukaryota, Fungi, Ascomycota, Eurotiomycetes, Eurotiales, Aspergillaceae. Gene Ontology annotation, molecular function: dipeptide transmembrane transporter activity.
AUGAACGCCUCGGACCCAAGUGAUGUGGCUGAACUUGCCAAGUCCAAGGCCAUCUCUCACGACGCGACUUUGACCCCCGCCCUCCGUUCGAACGAAGACGCAAUCGUGGGCGAAGACAGUAAGGCAAUGCCAGUAUCUCAUACGGCACCGAUUCCCACUCUGGAUCUCCACGAGGGACAUGACCGGGUGUAUGCCACCGAACAUGAUCUCCAGACCCUACGCCGUGUUGCUGACAAGGUCCCUUGGGCUGCUUACACGGUUGCGUUUGUAGAGUGGUGCGAACGCUUCUCUUAUUAUGGAACCACGGCCGUCUUCGUGAACUUCAUCCAGCGACCCCUCCCCGCUAAUUCUACCACCGGUGCACUGCCUGCGGGAGCUGAUCAUACCAACGGGGUGCCGGGCGCUCUGGGUAUGGGCCAACGCGCGUCGACGGGCUUGACUUUGUUCAACCAGUUCUGGUCCUACGUUAUGCCUCUUGUCGGUGCGUUCAUUGCGGACCAACAUUGGGGUCGAUUCAAAACGAUCUUCUCUGCUAUCGCCGUGGCUCUCAUGGGCCAUACUAUUCUACUUAUCUCUGCGAUUCCACAGGUCAUUGCCAGUCCUCAUGGCUCCAUUGCCUGUUUUGCUGUCGGUCUGGUGAUUAUGGGAAUCGGCACGGGUGGUUUCAAACCGAAUAUUACUACGUUGAUCGCCGAGCAGUACCGCGAAGAGCGCCCCUUCAUCCGUGUCCUUGCCAGCGGAGAACGCGUGGUCGUGGACCCCGCCGCCACUGUUGCCCGUAUUUACCUCUACUUCUAUUUGAUGGUCAACCUUGGGUCUUUGGUAGGCCAAAUCAGCAUGGUCUAUGCGGAACGCUACAUUGGAUUCUGGCUUUCCUUCCUGCUCCCGACAGUCAUGUUCCUCUUAUGCCCAGGUGUCCUAUUCCUCUGCCGUAAGCGCUACCAUCUGGUGCCCCCGACGGGCUCAGUCUACUCCCAAGCCUUCCGUCUGUGGCGGUUGUCCAUGAAGGGUCGGUGGUCGCUCAAUCCCAUGAAGCUGUUCCGACGAAGUUCCCCCGAAAGCGACAACUGGGAUCGAGUCAAACCUAGCCGUUUCGGGCCCGAGAAGCCGGCUUGGAUGACCUUUGAUGACGAAUGGGUCGACGAAGUUCGCCGUGGGCUUCAGGCGUGCAAACUUUUCCUAUGGUUACCUCUAUUCUGGCUCUCCUACAAUCAAAUGCUCAACAAUCUCACCUCCCAAGCGGCGACCAUGAAGCUCGGAGGCGUGCCAAACGAUAUCAUCAACAACUUGAAUCCAUUUGCGUUGGUUAUUCUGAUUCCCAUUUUCGACCAGUUGUUAUACCCUGGCCUUCGCCGAUUGGGAUUCAAUUUCACCCCAAUCAAGCGAAUCACGGGCGGGUUCAUUGUGGCCGGACUUUCUAUGAUUGCAGCAACUGUGACUCAAUACUACAUCUAUAGAUUGGGUCCCUGUGGGAAGAACGCUAACUUUUGCUUAGAGAAGGAGAACCCAGAGCACACCGACAUUAGCGUCUGGGUUCAAGUUGCGCCUUACGUCUUGGGUGCCAUUUCUGAGAUCUUCGCAUCUGUGACCUCCCUGGAAUAUGCGUUCACCAAAGCUCCGCGGAACAUGAGAUCCCUCGUUCAAGCUAUUGCUCAGCUGAUGAAUGCGUUCUCCUCAGCUAUCGGUCAAGCCUUUGUGUCCCUGUCUGAAGAUCCCCUCCUCGUGUGGAACUAUGCCGUCGUUGCGAUCCUUGCAUUCGUCGGUGCGGUGGGCUUCUGGCUAACAAAUUACAAGCUCGAUCGCGUGGAAGACACUUUGAAUUUGCUGCCACAGAGCCAGUAUCAAGGAAGAGAGAAGGGAGACGCCGAAGAGUGA